Messenger RNA from Gordionus sp. m RMFG-2023, 1243 nucleotides. RefSeq lists its product as uncharacterized. Lineage: Eukaryota; Metazoa; Nematomorpha; Gordioida; Chordodea; Parachordodidae. Gene Ontology annotation, biological process: meiotic DNA recombinase assembly; DNA repair; reciprocal meiotic recombination. Gene Ontology annotation, molecular function: crossover junction DNA endonuclease activity; ATP-dependent DNA damage sensor activity; ATP binding. The coding region runs from base 22 to 1242 and encodes 406 amino acids. The record is from RefSeq and is a predicted model, not a curated record. The transcript has 2 exons. Gene Ontology annotation, cellular component: replication fork; Rad51B-Rad51C-Rad51D-XRCC2 complex; Rad51C-XRCC3 complex.
UAUAAUAUGAUAUGAUAUGAUAUGCGUAUGGAUCAAUAUAUUUCUACAUCUUCAAAAAAUAUUGAUAAAUUAUUGAAUGGAGGAAUAAAAUUUGGCAAAAUCACAGAAAUAAGCGGAUUACCUGGCAUAGGAAAAACACAGAUGUCACUCCAAUUGUGUAUUAAUAAUUUUUUGACUCAGGAUAUCAAAUAUAAAAAUGUAUUAUCCUCUAACAUCGCUCUUUAUCAUGAAUCAAUAUUUGUUGACACAGAAGGAACCUUUAUACCUCAGAGAAUAAAGGAGAUGAUUAUGGCAACACCUCAAUUCGCCCUCGAUUACAAAAUUUAUAUUGAUAAAUUAACAACCUUGGAACCUUCAACCCAUAUUAAAACCCAAACUAGUUCUAACAUUGAUGGAAAUUCUUCUCCCGUUUUUAAUAAGAAACUUACCACGCAAGUCAACAUUAUCCGUGAUGAGGUUUCAAAAUCUAAAUCGAGCAAAGAAGAAUAUUGUGAAAAGAUCAUGAGUCAGAGACUUCAUUAUUUUCGUUGUACUGAUGUGACCCAAUUAAUAGCUCUGUGCAUCCAUUUAACGUUUGAAUACUUGAUCAGGCACCCUCUAGUAACAUUAAUAGUUAUCGAUAGUGUAGCCUUUCCACUUAAGGGCCAUAUCGACAAAUUAUCGCACUUCGUUCGUAACAGUCACAGAAGAAAAUUGGUGGAUGCUCUAUCUUAUCAUUUUAGAAAUCUCGUUUCUCUAAAUUUGCAGCAUGGGGAACAAGACGAUAGUGAAGAAUCAAAUUCAGAUUCUAAUGAUGAUUUUGAAAGCUCGGAAGUUAGUACCGACAGGACCCCAGAACUUUUUAAACAUGAAAUCACCUCCUUACACCCUCCUAAUAAACGUAAAUUAGUCGAAGAAAAAAUUAUUAAAACAUACAAUUCUAUCCCUGGCUCCGAAAUCUCUUUCGAAAAAAAUCUUAAAUAUCCGAAGGCGAAUAACAAUAUAGCUUUGGUUCUAACUAAUCACUGCGUUUUAAAUAAUUACUAUAAAAAUUCUCAGGAAAUUUCUUCCUCGUCCGACAAUCACUUUAAAUCUUUUUGGGAUGAUAUUUGGGGCGAUAUCUUUCAUUUAAGGUUGUCCGCUUAUUGGUGGGAUAACGUGAGGCGAAUAAAAAUAGUUGAUUCUUCUUAUAUAAUCCGCCCGAAUUUUUAUGAGACCAUUUAUGAUAUAGGCCCUAGCGGCAUAAUUGAUUGUGAUAAAUAAG